This is a messenger RNA of Parastagonospora nodorum SN15, 306 nucleotides long. RefSeq lists its product as hypothetical. The record is from RefSeq and is a predicted model, not a curated record. Bases 1 to 306 code for a protein of 101 amino acids. The transcript is spliced from 2 exons. Lineage: Eukaryota; Fungi; Ascomycota; Dothideomycetes; Pleosporales; Phaeosphaeriaceae.
AUGCCCAAGGUUUUCGGUCAAGUCGAUUUGGAAGUCCUCAGGGGUCUUUUUCAGCCCAAGUCGUACGACUUGUCCACGUCGGCGCAGGGCUGCGCGUUAGGAAGAGAACAGCGUAGCGGAUCUAGCGAAAAGGGAAAGGGCAUCACGGAAGUCGACCGCUGCUCGCCCCCUGAUGAUUCACAGCCAGGCACACGCUCGCGGAGCCAGCGCAUCUUGGACUACAAUUUGACAUACGCUAGAAUGCUAACACUCCUGCGACGAUAUACCCAAGGCAAAGCAGACACUCGCCUCCUACCUCCCGCGUGA